Messenger RNA from Rotaria socialis, 1500 nucleotides. The record is from the annotation of a GenBank genome assembly. NCBI's taxonomy places the organism in Eukaryota, Metazoa, Rotifera, Eurotatoria, Philodinida, Philodinidae.
AUGGCGAAUAUCAGACCAAUUAGUCCGUCUAAGCCUCCCGAACGUUUGUUAAAUCGACGACCAACUCGUGCAUCUACUGCAUCUACACCUCGUUCUCAAAGAAAGGUGACUAUUUCGAAAACAAUUCCAAUUCCAGUACCGCCAAUUAAACGUGUGCAUUCGUCACGCAUGCCUACUAAAAAAGGUUCGGUUCCAUCCAUAAACCCGUCUAUACGUAUGAAUUCAUGUGCAACUAUCGCAACUAAAUCAGAUUAUGAUGAAUUAACAAAUAAAAUGGCUUCUACAGCAAUUACUGAAUUACCUGCUAUUAGACGAACUUCAAAAUAUACAGAUACAAACAUAGCCAUAGCAAAUAAUCCUACUGCAGAAAAUAAUUCAGAUAAAAUAAUUCCUACUCAUCCAACUCAACAGCCACAAAAUGAUAAUGCUAUCGAGAGUGAAAACAAUGAAAGGUCCUCGUCAUCAUCUGCUUCAUCUACAACAUCAGAAUCAUUGUUACCACCACAACCUCCACCGGUAGCACCAAGACAAUUUUCUUUAAAAGAUGCUCAAUUAACAAUUGAAUCAUUUGAUAUUAUUCGAACAGUUGGCACUGGAACAUUUGGUAGAGUACAACUCGUUCAUCAUCGUGGUACCAAUACGUAUUAUGCUCUGAAAGCGAUGUCUAUUAAAAAGAUUGUUGAAUCAAAACAAGUCGAACAUGUACAAAGCGAAAAAGAUAUUCUAUUACGAAUUGAUCAUCCAUUUCUCGUACGUUUACAAUGGACAGGACAUACCAAUUCUCUAUUGUAUCUUCUACUGGAAUAUUUACCAGGUGGUGAACUUUUUCAAGUGAUGCGUAAACAUGAAAAAUUUGAUGCUAAAACAGCUAUAUUUUAUGCCAGUGAAGUUUUACUUGCCUUGGAUUAUUUACAUCAUUUAGAUAUACUUUACCGAGAUUUAAAACCGGAAAAUAUUAUAUUGGAUACUGAAGGUCACGUUCGUCUAGUUGACUUUGGUUUUGCUAAAAAAACUAAAGAACGAACAUUUACACUUUGCGGUACUGUUGAUUAUCUCGCACCUGAAGUCAUUCAAAAUCGUGGUCAUCAUAAAGCAUCUGAUUGGUGGGCCCUUGGCGUUCUAAUAUUUGAAAUGCUGGCAGGUUAUCCACCAUUUUAUGAUAAUGAUCAAUUCGGUACAUAUAAAAAGAUUCUUUCUGGUAGAAUAGAUUUUCCUCGUCACUUUGAUUAUGCUGCUAAACAAUUGCUUCGUAAAAUUCUUAAUACGGAUCAAUCUCAACGACUUGGUGCAGCUAAAAAUGGUGGUGAUGAAAUAAAACGGGAACAAUGGUUUGUUAGCGUAUCAUGGAGCGAUGUUUAUGAGCGAAAAGUUGAACCUCCUAUAAAACCAAAGAUUACAUCACCAUAUGACACAACAAACUUCGAUGCAUACGAAGAAUUAGACAUCAAACAGAUACCAGCAGCGCCAAGAUAUGAGGUACAACUAUUCAAAGAUUUUUAA